CCCUUUGGGAAGAUGACGUGCCGAAAAUAACGCAGGGACUUCUCUCUGGAUUAAUCCAAUUUAGGGGUGGGUUCGGCCACUUUUCCAGAGCGUUCUGGUGUCGAAACUCGAAACGCAGCGCACGCAUCCCGAAUAUGAUUUUUCGAGAAUUUGGUGGGGUCUCUAUAAAAGCUUGGCGGAACGAGGGUCGGGUACUAGUUCGGAUUGGGGGACCUGGAACGACACAUUCCGGGGACCAGCUCCUGGUUCAUCAUUCGAACUAGUCACUAAACCCCAUCACCAAUAAUGUCGACCUACGAGGAUCUGAUGCGUGCCAUGCUGUGGCCCAACGCCGUGGCCUCGGCCUCCCUCGUGCCCCACGCCGGCCAACCCCCUAUCCAGACCCUGGGCACCAUCUGCGAGGGACCUGGCGGCUUCCGGGUGUCGCUCGACGUGCACCAAUUUGGGCCGCGCGAAAUCAGCGUCAAGACUGUCGGCAACACCGUCACCAUCGAGGGACGCCAUGAAGAGCGCCCCGACGAACAUGGCUACGUUUCCAGACACUUCGUCCGGCGUUACGUCCUGCCUGACGAUUACGACGUCGAUCACGUCGCAUGCUCACUGUCCUCGGACGGAGUGCUGUCCAUCGCAGCUCCUAAGACUGAAGUUCACGAGAGUGGCGUCAAAACCAAGACUGUUCCUAUCGUGAUGCACAACAUACCAGCGGUCAAGCCGCACCCUGAGGUGCAUCACUUUGACACCGUCAAGUCAGAGGUGCCAAGCCACUCCGCCAAGCCUGCCAGUCACCACGGUCUAAACUGAGGGACCAUCUCGUAAAAGCACAAAAUUCAUUUGCCUCCAAUCAUUUUCACAUUACACAUCUCCUGAUGAGACUCGAAGUUUAGACUGACGCUUUUUUUUUACUUAAUAUGCCAAAAAAUAAUUAAAAUAGUAAAAGUUGUGACUCUGAAAGAACAAAUGGGCUUGAAAAAUUGAACAUUUAAAUUUAAUAUAUUGCAGAUGGAACCUUUGUUGGUCACAUUAAUGAGGGUGGGAGUUUUCCUUGGCUAUAUACAUAAAUUAUCUGAAUAUUGCAUUUUACUGUUUCUUGGUGUUUGAAAUUGACCACAAUUUUGGGUGUUUUGUUGUUUUAGUAUUUUGGUUAGAUUUUAGCAAUUUGAUGUUCAAUGCUUACAGUUUUCAAAUAUUCCUAUUUGGUGUGUACUUUAAUCAAAUAUAUCGAUAAAAUUAAUCACGCGUUUUGUGGGUCACCAUAGUAUUUUAUCCCAAUUUUUAACUACUGCAAUAUAUUAUAAUCUACCCUAUUCCCAUGUGCAACAAUAAUCAAUAAUCGUAGCCUUUAAGUUUGGUUGUCGUAUUUACUUUUACGAGUCAUUUUGUGCCUUUCGAACUUUCGUGUGUAUUUGCACAACUUGUAAGUAAUGUGUCCCUCCGGCCGGCAUUUUAGGUGCCGCAGUACUUUCCUGCAGCGAGCAAGUAUCGCAGUAGCUCAAAUGCUGACCGGAACAAAAUUGGUCACCAACCGCUUUAAGUUGCGCCCGAUUUAUUUAUAGAUGCAAUUUGCAUUCUAGGCUUGCAGCAUUCAUUUUCAUUAGCCAUCCUCUGUUUAUAUUUUGAUUUAAUAUGUUCUUGGUUUUUAUGAUUGGAAGUGAAAUAAAAUAUUGAAUCUUUAA
Messenger RNA from Neocloeon triangulifer, 1673 nucleotides. Its product is annotated as heat shock protein 26-like. Lineage: Eukaryota; Metazoa; Arthropoda; Insecta; Ephemeroptera; Baetidae. Gene Ontology annotation, biological process: response to heat; protein refolding. Bases 286 to 801 code for a protein of 171 amino acids. The record is from RefSeq and is a predicted model, not a curated record. Gene Ontology annotation, molecular function: protein folding chaperone. The transcript has 3 exons.